UUCGCUUACGCGAUGAAUCCAUUGAAGAUCUUCGCGUGGCCCGUGGGCACUUGGCCUCUUCAGGAGCACAGCUUAUUCUCGACCUCAAGGACCAUUCUCUCUAUCGCCAUCUUAGUGACAAUGCUGACGAUCAUGAACGUCGAGAUAUGGUUGGACCUGAACGACGCAGAGAAGAAUCUGGAAGCUGUGAUGCUGAUCGGUUGUGGCUUUUUGGCGGUGUCGAAAGUGAUAUGGUUCCGUUUCAACCCCUACGGUUUGGUCACCAAUUUCUCUUCGGCGUCGAAGGACUACAAGGAGCUCUCCGGAGUCGAGAAACGAGCGAUCAUGCGACAUCACGCUUAUAUGAGCCGAGUAACGUGCCUGGGCGUGCUGGGUUUCUCGUUUGCAGCUAUGACGUUCAUGUCGAUCGCGUCGGUGUUAGACGAAGACGAUACCACGAUGGACCAAGGGAACAAAUUUGAGGACAAUACUACUCAGAAGGAACCGAUAAAAUAUCCGUUUCCCUCCGAACUGACUAUGAAGACUCUGAACAUACCGGAGGAUUUCUAUCCCUUGAUUCUUUUCGCGGAGAAUAUUAUGCUGAUACUCACGGCCACUGGAAAUCUCGGCAGCGACAAUGUGUUCUUCGGUAUCGCUUUUCACCUGUGUGGCCAAGCAGAGAUACUGAAAAUGGAGUACAGCAGAUUCAUCGACGAAAGCGAGAACAUAAUACACCGUUUUCACGUGUUAAUCUCGAGACACUACCAACUCUUGAAAUUGUUCAAGGAACUAAACGACACAAUCAGCACCAUCUUGGUCAUACAACUGCUCACGAGUUACUUACUUAUUUGCCUUACAGGAUUUCAAUUUAUACUCUCUCUGAGCGUUCGAAACAUGGUGAUGAUGAUGAAAACGUUCAUUGAAAUGUUCAUAGUGAUGUCGCAAUUAUUCGCGUACAGUUACGUGGGGGAGUACUUGAAGAAUCAAAUGAAAGACAUCGGAUACGCGGCUUAUCGCAGCAGCUGGUACAACAUACCGAGCUAUUUAUCGAGGAACAUCGUUUUCAUCCUGAGAAGGGCUCAGGACCCGGUACAGCUAAGGGCCCAACAUUUCUUCGUCGUCAAUAUGGAGACUUACAUGAAUAUCGUGAAAACCUCGAUGUCGUAUCUUUCGGUCCUGCGUGUUAUGAUUACCACUUAA
Messenger RNA from Colletes gigas, 1179 nucleotides. RefSeq names its product putative odorant receptor 85d. Gene Ontology annotation, molecular function: olfactory receptor activity; odorant binding. NCBI's taxonomy places the organism in Eukaryota, Metazoa, Arthropoda, Insecta, Hymenoptera, Colletidae. Gene Ontology annotation, biological process: sensory perception of smell; detection of chemical stimulus involved in sensory perception of smell. The transcript has 5 exons. The coding region runs from base 13 to 1179 and encodes 388 amino acids. Gene Ontology annotation, cellular component: plasma membrane. The record is from RefSeq and is a predicted model, not a curated record.